UGCUCAUUGUUAACGGACAACUCUUGAAAAAUACGAGAGAAAUGGCGAACUACUACGUUCCAAUCCAAACCGAAGCAUGCGAGAAAUCAACAUUGCCACACACAUCAAUGAACUACUACGUUCCGAUCCAGACCGAAGCAUGUGAGAAAUCAACGCCACCACGAUACACAUCACACAUUUUGGGGAGAAGGUUUGCACUAACUCCUACAUCUUAUAAAUGGUUGGAUAUCGGAAUCAACGCAGAAUCUAUAUCCUACGUGGAAUUGAUGCUGGGUGACAACCGCGGAAAUCAAAUUGCUCUGCCUUAUAAAACGUGGAGAUCGUUGAUUGAGAAACGUAUGGAUAUCGAGGGACUUAUGCAGUCAAAAACGGCUCCAUUAUUGAUUCACGAACUGAUUGUGCAGCAGAUUAAACUGCGUGAAGAACAUAUUAUAAAAUUAACAUUACACAAUACUUAUAUUUGUAUGAAGCUUGCAACUGUAUCAUUUAUGUUUGAACUUGAGCAUUGUAUUGAACAUGUAUAUUUCGCACUGUGUCAGAAUAUGAAUAAUGUUACUGACAAAUAUAAACAUUUGGUAACUUACUUGCGUCAAAAUUGCAUCACUAAUAAAAACGAUGCAGUAAAUAUUUUGCGAAAAAUUUAUGAUAAAAGUUCACAUAUUGAAUGUGAAUUAAUAGCUUAUGCUUCAGAUAAUAUUGCAUACGAUUCGCUAAAUGACAAAUAAAAUAUUAUAAUAUGUACAAAUGUGAAUACUGCAUACGAUGUGUUAAAUGACAAAUAAAAUGUUAUAAUCAUGUUAUGUGCAAAUUUGAAAUAAUAAUAAAAAUGUGAAAAUUGAAAUUGAACUUUUGAUUAUUUUUCCUAUCUUUAGCGAACGAGGCUGAUAGCUAUUCAGUGUGGUACAACGUGGUUGUCACAGCUGUGACAAUGACUUGACUUUCUUUUGUUACCAAGAACUCAGUUGUAAGAUGAGUAUUAAAUUACUAAAUUUAUUGUAAAGGAAGUAGCGGUAUUGAAUCAAGGAAACGUUCUCACGCAUUACAUUUUUACGAAUUCCGUGCCAUGGAAUGCAUUGACAAAAUCUGAAAGAUCUUGCGUUUCUUGGUUGGCUGCUUAUCACCAUAGAUUACAAUGGGAAGAUGGAAUAGUUCAGUAUCCGAAAGCGAAGCACCUGAUUUCAACAGCUGUAUAUGAUAAAAACGAUGAUGAAGCUAUCGUAUACGUUAAAGGGCAUGAAAAACGAGAAUGGUUGAAGAAUAUACUUGAUGUCAAUGUAAGAAAUAAUGUUAUUAUCGAGACCGUGGAUGCUGAUUACGAAGACACUGAAUCUUUAAAUAAUUUGGAUACUGCGAAUACUAUACGAUGUGCAAAACAUAUUAAGAAUUGUGCUAUGCAGAAUGUAUUUAAAUUAUACAAUUAUUGGUUACCAUGUCAAAAAGAUGCUAUAAAAUAAAAAAAUGUAUAAACGUAUUUAUGGUUUAUUUUUUUA
Molecule: messenger RNA, 1490 nt
Organism: Solenopsis invicta (red fire ant)
Lineage: Eukaryota; Metazoa; Arthropoda; Insecta; Hymenoptera; Formicidae
Exons: 3
Coding region: 42-725 (227 amino acids)
Source: RefSeq, a predicted model, not a curated record